GUAAAUGAAAGUGAGAAUCCAAAGGCCAUCAGAGGGAAGAUCGAUCAGUCAUCGCCGCGGUUGAUAGAAGAAAAUUUUAUAGAGAAGAUGGGGAAGACAAUUCAAGUGUUUGGAUUCCCGAAUGGUGUGAGCGCAGAGGAAGUUAAGAAAUUUCUUGAAAGACUCACUGGUUCAGGCACUGUUUACGCAAUCAAAGUUAGACAACCAAAGAAAGGUGGUCCAAGAGUCUUUGCCAUUGUUCAAUUCACAAAUGAGAGAUAUGCGAGUCAGAUCAUCAUGGGUGCCGCAGAACGUCGUCUUUAUUAUGGGAGAUCUUAUCUCAAUGCUUUUGAAGUGGAACAAGACAUUGUUCCAAAGCCAAGAGCUUCAUUGCACAACAUCUCUGGUUUAAAGAUGUAUUUUGGAUGUCAAGUCUCAACUCAGAAGCUUUUAACUCUCUGGAGUGCUCAAGAUGUUUCUGUCUCCUUUGGAAUUGGGAUGAGGAAACUGCAUUUUUCCUUUUCUUGGUAUCAAAAGGACUAUCGUCUUGAGCUUUCGUAUGAGAAUAUAUGGCAGAUCGAUUUGCAUUCCCCGCAAGGACGGUCGUCGAAGUUUCUCGUGAUUCAGGUGAUUGGUGCUCCUAAAAUCUUUGAGAAAGAGGAUCAACCUAUCAAUCUUUUGUUUGGAAUGAUGGAUUUUUACAGUGAUGGGUCUGAUGAGCAAUGGAUUAGAACUACAGAUUUCACUUCAUCUUCUUGUAUCGGUCAAUCAACAGCCUUCUGUUUAGAGCUUCCUGUUCAUCUUAAUGUUCCUGAUUUCAGAGAGAAUUUUGCCAACUAUGCAGAGCACAGAGCCAGCCCUUUUCUCAUUGAAUCCGGUUCUAGCUAUUCAUCUAAUGCGAACAAGCUCGUUCCGGUUGUUGAUCCUCCUCCAGGGUUUGAUUUGCCUUUUGAGAUCUUGUUUAAACUUAAUACAUUGGUGCAGAACGCGUGUCUCCCCGGGCCAGCUCUUGAUCUUGAUGUUUAUCAGUUGCUUAAUCCCAAAAAAAUUGACAGAGCUCUCAUAGAUCACUGUCUUGAAAAACUCUUUUACCUUGGGGAAUCUUGCUAUGAGCCUGCUCGUUGGCUUCGCAAACAGUACAAGGAGUUGAGCUCGAAAGGAAAGCUUCCACUGUCUCCUACGAUAUCUCUUGAUGAUGGACUUGUUUAUAUGUAUCGCGUUCAAGUUACACCAGCAAGAGUCUAUUUCUCUGGACCAGAGGUGAAUGUUUCGAAUCGCGUGCUUCGACAUUACUCCAAGUAUAUCAACAACUUCCUCAGGGUAUCAUUUGUUGAUGAAGAUCUUGAAAAAGUUCGUUCCAUGGAUCUGUCUCCACGCUCUUCUACUCAAAGAAGAACCAAGUUAUACGACAGGAUAUACUCUGUCCUUCGCGAUGGGAUUGUCAUAGGCGAUAAGAAGUUUGAGUUUCUCGCCUUUUCUUCCAGCCAGUUGCGGGAGAACUCUGCUUGGAUGUUUGCACCGAUAGACGGGCUAACAUCAGCACAUAUCAGAGCUUGGAUGGGUGAUUUUGACCAUAUAAGAAAUGUAGCAAAAUAUGCUGCAAGGCUUGGUCAAUCUUUUAGCUCGUCAAGAGAGACACUCAAUGUUAGGAGUGAUGAGAUCGAAGAGAUUCCUGAUGUUGAGAUUAUAUCUUUAGGGACACGCUAUGUGUUUUCUGAUGGAAUAGGAAAGAUCUCAGCUGAAUUUGCUAGACGGGUGGCUAAGAAAUGUGGCCUCACAGAGUUUUCUCCAUCUGCUUUUCAAAUCCGUUAUGGCGGUUAUAAAGGAGUGGUGGCUGUUGAUCCAAACUCAUCAAAGAAACUGUCUCUGAGGAAGAGUAUGAGCAAAUUCGAGUCGGAGAACACGAAGCUUGAUGUUUUGGCAUGGAGCAAGUACCAACCUUGUUAUAUGAACAGACAACUGAUUACACUUUUGUCUACUCUCGGAGUUAAAGACAGUGUAUUUGAGAAGAAACAAAGGGAAGUUGUGGAUCGGCUCGACGCAAUCUUAACUGAUCCUUUGGAGGCUCACGAGGCUCUUGGUUUAAUGGCUCCAGGGGAGAACACAAAUAUUCUCAAGGCAUUGAUCUUGUGUGGCUAUAAACCUGACGCCGAACCUUUCCUUUCAAUGAUGCUUCAGAAUUUCAGGGCAUCUAAGUUGUUGGAACUACGGACAAAAACAAGGAUUUUCAUUUCUGGUGGAAGAUCUAUGAUGGGAUGCCUAGAUGAGACCAGAACAUUGGAGUACGGUCAGGUAGUAGUGCAGUAUUCAGAUCCCAUGAGGCCGGGAAGGCGAUUCAUCAUCACCGGACCUGUUGUUGUUGCGAAAAACCCUUGCUUGCAUCCUGGUGACGUGCGUGUUCUUGAAGCUGUCAAUGUCCCAGCUUUGAAUCACAUGGUGGACUGCGUUGUAUUCCCACAAAAAGGCUUGAGGCCUCACCCAAACGAAUGUUCUGGGAGUGAUUUAGAUGGAGAUAUAUACUUUGUAUGUUGGGAUCAAGAGUUGAUUCCACCAAGAACGUCUGACCCAAUGGACUACACUCCUGAACCAGCUCAAAUCUUGGAUCAUGAUGUCACAAUUGAGGAAGUUGAAGAGUACUUCGCGAACUACAUUGUGAAUGAUAGUUUAGGUAUCAUCGCGAAUGCUCAUACCGCCUUUGCGGAUAAGGAACCACUCAAGGCGUUUAGUGACCCAUGCAUUGAGCUUGCAAGGAAGUUUUCAGUUGCGGUAGAUUUCCCAAAAACUGGUGUUGCCGCUGAGAUACCGCAACAUCUUCACGUGAAAGAGUAUCCUGAUUUCAUGGAGAAACCGGAUAAGCCAACAUAUGAGUCGAAGAACGUGAUCGGUAAGCUUUUUAGAGAGGUAAAAGAGCGAGCUCCACCGUUGAUAUCGAUCAAAUCAUUCACUCUUGAUGUGGCCUCAAAGUCUUAUGAUAAAGACAUGGAAGUUGACGGAUUUGAGGAGUAUGUUGAUGAAGCUUUCCACCUCAAGGCGAAUUAUGAUUUCAAGUUAGGUAAUUUGAUGGAUUACUAUGGGAUUAAGACUGAGGCUGAGAUACUUAGUGGUGGUAUCAUGAGGAUGUCAAAGUCAUUCACCAAGAGACGAGAUGCAGAGUCGAUUGGAAGAGCGGUUCGGGCGUUGAGGAAAGAAACUUUGUCAUUGUUCAAUGCUUCUGAAGAAGAAAAUGAGUCAGCAAAGGCUUCGGCUUGGUAUCAUGUAACGUACCACUCAAGUUACUGGGGACUUUAUAAUGAGGGUUUGAAUCGUGACCAUUUCUUAAGCUUUGCGUGGUGCGUUUAUGAUAAGCUUGUGAGGAUCAAGAAGACCAAUGCUGGGAGGCGUCAGAGGCAGGAGACGCUCGAGCGGUUAGGCCAUGUUCUGCGUUUGAGUUGAUUUUUUAUUUUUAUUGUUUUGGUUAUGACUUGUGAGUUAUGUAACAUAAAUGUUUGGUUUUAAGUGAAAUCAGAAGUUUCUACUUUCUAUGUAAUUCAAUUCGGUUUGACCGAAUUAACGCUAAAAUUCAUU
Arabidopsis arenosa is the source of this 3543-nucleotide messenger RNA. Lineage: Eukaryota; Viridiplantae; Streptophyta; Magnoliopsida; Brassicales; Brassicaceae. The record is from the annotation of a GenBank genome assembly.